Messenger RNA from Coffea eugenioides, 3720 nucleotides. RefSeq lists its product as uncharacterized. Bases 304 to 3309 code for a protein of 1001 amino acids. NCBI's taxonomy places the organism in Eukaryota, Viridiplantae, Streptophyta, Magnoliopsida, Gentianales, Rubiaceae. The transcript is spliced from 4 exons. The record is from RefSeq and is a predicted model, not a curated record.
AAAGCUCACUACUUUUUCAACCACUUUCUUCCCCUUUUGUUUCAAUUCCUUCCAAAUCCUGCGCAAAGAAACACCCAGUGUUUCUAUAAAUUUUCACCCAAGAAAUCAAUUUCUUGCUUCUUAAGGAAAAAACAAAAAAAAAAGGGGUGAUUUUCCUUUCUCCGUUUGAAUUUUCUGCUCUGCACAAUGCAACUUUACGGACAAGUACAGACAUGAAUUUUCUGCUUCUUGGGGUGAAUUUGGAUUCGGGUUCGGGUUUGGAUUUGUAUUUAAGUUCGGAUUCUCUGCUGCUGGACUGUCCAGAUGGGUUGCUGUGCCUCCAAAGUUGACGACUUGCCGUUGGUUAUCCGUUGCCGGGAGAGAAAGGAUUUGCUCAAAGCCGCUGCCGACCACCGGUACGCUUUCGCGGCGGCGCACCUGUCGUAUUUUCUCUCGUUGAAGGACGUCGGAGAAGCCCUGAGGAAAUUCGUCGACGAGGAGCUGGUUGUUGCCGCGUCGUCGUCUUCCGAUACCACGACGUCGUCUCCAGUGAUCACAUUGCACCCCCUCGACGACGAAGAUGAUGAUGGGGAAGAAGAGAAGAGAGGGGUAUUGAUGGACAAAACCAGUAGAAGCUUGGGUAGUGGUGGAAACGAGGGUAAAAGUAAGAAAAAUAAAGGUAAAAAGAAUUCGGGUGGGUCUGGAUUCCAUCACCAUAGCCAUGAAAAUGAUGACAAUGAAUCGCAUUUGCAUUUUUCUGAUCAUUCAGAUGAUAAUGGCAGUCACAUACAUUCGCCUGGUGAGGAUGCGGAUGAAGAUGAAGGUGAUCCUGGGCAUAAUAGGGGAAGAAGAGGUGGCGGUGGAGGUGGUGGGGGAGGGGGAGGCUGGCGGUAUUCGUAUCCUGAAGAUUAUUCAGUUCCAUAUGGUUAUGGUAUGAUGAAUGAUCAGCCUACUCCUCCUCCUCCUCCUCCACCGGCGGUUUACUGGGGGCCUUUUGGAAAUUAUUUUGGAAUGGAGCCUCCCCCGCCUUACCAAGCUUGGGCGCCGCCUUCUUAUGAAAAUCCCUAUGUUAAUUACCGUCAUACUAAUGUUCAUUACAUGAAAAGUUCGUCUCCGGCGACAAAGACGGUGAUUCAUGGGGCGGAGCCAGCGAUGAAUGGGUUCUCGAGUUCGUUUUAUAGCUACCCUUAUGAGAAUGAGGGCUUUUAUGGGUUCCCAAUGGGGCCUGGGCCUUCUCCUUCCCAGCAGGGGAGGGAGUUUGAGGGUAGAAAAUCGAGGAGUGCCCGGGCUGAUCCGCCACCUCCCCCGUCUCCCAAGGCGUCUACUUGGGAUUUCUUGAACCCUUUCGAUGCCUUUGAUAGUGGUUAUUCGGGGUAUUAUGGUUUGCAGGCUGGAUACGGGAAUGGAUAUGGACAUGGAUCGAGUGUGAGUAGUCCGGAUUCAGCUGAGGUGAGAAAGAGGGAGGGGAUUCCGGAUUUGGAGGAGGAAACAGAGCACGAGGUGUAUAGGGAGGUGGAGAAAGGGAAAACAGCAAAUGAGGAUGUGAAGAGGAGUUUGGCAGGGGAAGGUAGUUCGCGGUCUAGAGGAGAGCCAUUGCAAAGGAGUGGUGAUCAGGAUGUUCCUGGGAGAAUGCCGUUGAGAAAGGGUACUGAGGGAAGCUCAAAAAGUGUGCCAUUGCACAAGAAUGAUGAUGUUAGUUCAAGAUCGGUGCCCAUGCCAUCAGCAGAACAACAUUUUAGUGAAAGAAGUUCGAAAGGAGUGACCUCGGAUAACAACGAGGGUACAGGAUCAAAUCAUUUGACUGAUGAUAUGAGCAGUUCUGAGACUGUUUUAUCGUCGAAGAGCCCUGACGAUGUGAAUGUGAAGAAGAAGGAAGUUAGUUUUGAGGUGGAUGACACCUCAAAGCCCGACGUUGAGUCCACAAAAUUGAGUAACUUUACUGCAUUAUCACCUCAUGGUACUCGGGAUCUUCGAGAAGUUGUUGCUGAAAUCCGGGAUGAAUUUGCGAUUGCCUCUAAUUAUGGGAAAGAUGUCGCUGUGAUGCUCGAGGUUGGGAAGCUGCCUUAUCAGCCAAGUUUCUUUAGAGUGGUUUUAUCCAGGAUUCUAUACCUGAGAUCACGAUCCUCGUCAUCUUUAUAUCAAUCAUCUACAAGCUCCGUAAGAUUAGCUGCUAAAGCAAAUAAAUUUGCAGAAUCCUACUUUGGUGAACUUUGGAAGGACAUUGAGUCAAAGCCAGGUAACCUUUCAGCUACUCUGGAGAAGCUUUAUGCCUGGGAGAAGAAACUGUACAAGGAAGUAAAGGCUGAGGAAAGACUUAGGGUUAUUUAUGAGAAGCAGUGCAAGAAGUUGCAGAUUUUGGAUGAAAAAGGUGCCGAACCUAACAAAAUUGAUGCUCUUCGGGCUUCAAUUAGGGUAUUGGUGACAAAACUGAAUGUCUGCAUGAAAACAAUUGAUGCAAUAUCAAGCAGAAUACACAUGUUGAGGGACGAGGAGUUGCAACCACAAGUCGCUGACUUAAUUCAUGGGCUAAUUAGAAUGUGGAAGGCGAUGCUUGGUUGUCACCAGAAACAAUUCCAAGCUAUCAUGGAAAGCAAAACUCGCACUCUAAAGGCAAACACUAGUUUUCUAAAAGACUCAAGCUUGCGAGCCUCUCUUGAACUUGAGAUGGAACUCCGGGCAUGGUCUGAUCGUUUUAGUGACUGGAUCAAAACCCAGAAGUCUUAUGUUGAGUCACUAAAUGGGUGGCUUCUGCAAUGCUUACAGUAUGAACCAGAAGAAACCCCUGAUGGACGUGCUCCUUUCUCCCCAGGGCGGCUUGGAGCUCCUCCAGUUUUUGUGAUAUGCCAUGAUUGGUAUCAAGCAAUGGAAACUAUAUCUGAAAUCCGAGUAGCAAAUGCGAUGCAUAACUUUGCUUCAAGUUUGCGGGAGCUCUGGGAAAAGCAAGAUGAGGAGCAACGUCAAAGAAUAAAAGCACAGGACCUCUCAAAGGAUAUUAAGGACCGACUGAAAACCAUCCAGAUGGAGAGAGGAAAAAUACCUCGUGAACAAGAUGCAAUGUCAGACAAAACUGGUGUUUCUAUUGUUCCAUCAGAAAGUGGAAUUUCACCAUUGGAUGAUUUGACAGUGGACUUAGAUUUGGUAACAAAGAAGUUGGCAGAGGAGAGAGCAAAGCACAAGACUGCCAUAAAAAUAGUGCAUGAUGCAGCUUCAAGUAGUGUACAGGGAGGUUUGGUUCCCAUUUUCAAGGCCUUGGAGAACUUCUCUUCAGAAGCCCUGAAAGCACAUCAGCGAGUAAGGUUUCGUGUUGAUGGGGCAGAGUCAAUAGGGUAGAUAAUCAGUUUUUUGGUCUGUGGGCUAGUUUCUUGCAACUUGAAAAGAGCCCCUGCAAAGCCCUUGUAGCAGUAAUAUAUAGGGAUGAUUCUUCUAAUGUUUCAUUAGGAGAAAUUUUUGGAGGUAGGUAUAACUUUUUGUAGGGUUUUCUGACGGUUGUGAAACCAUUUCUCCAAAUCUGAAGGAGCAGGCUCUAGAGAUCAUUGUGGGAAAAUCCAGCUAGUGUCUUAGUUUGAGAUUUUGUAGAUCACUACAAUCGAUGGGAUUAGGUAAGAUCUUGUACAGCUAUUCAUUGAUUUAUUAAUUUCUUGUUCAUUUAGUGGAUGAUUUACUGAUAGGCUGUUCAUGUGGGUAGAUUUUGGGGUUGUUGUAGGGAAAGCUUAGAAGGUAGAAUUUAUCUUUAGUAGUUGA